AAAGAUGUAAUAAAAAAUGGAUAAAAUUUGCUACUUUGGACGAGAUUCGAGAUUUAUGUCAAAAUAUACUCAAUUGAAGGUAGUAAAAGUAAACAUCAUUUAAUGCUGCUAUUUAUACAAACCCAAAUACACUACUUCACUAGAUACUCGCAGCCACUAUCACAUCAAUCGCUGAGUGCUACUCGUUCAAUUCUGGUUGCUAAAUCAAAAUAUUCAGUUAUGUUAACGUAUUGAAAGAUAUUACAAUGACAGUGUUAACCAAUUUAAAACCUAAACCUUUUCCCCAUGAUAAUGUCAACAUUUUCUCCAAGAUUUUCAUUCUCUGGAUUUAUCCUCUUUUCAAGACUGGAUUCAAGAAAAAGGAUUUAGACUUUCAAGAUAUCUAUCAAGUCAGUGUUCAUGAUCAUUCAGACCAGUUGAGAGAUAAACUAAAAAGAGAAUGGCUGAAAGAGUUAAAGAAAAAAAAACCAAGUUUGGCUAAAGCAAUAUUGAGAUCUUUUGGUCCACAAUACAUUAUUUCGUCUCUUGUCAUUACUGGUUAUGAGCAACUCAUACUUAAAAUAUCUCAACCUUUUCUACUCGGAGCCAUUUUGGACUAUUUCGCUGGUAUUGCCUUUACUGAGGGAUAUGACAUCUAUUAUAUUGCUGCAGCCUUUUGCUUGUGUUCCAUGUUGUUUUUAAUCAGUCACCAUGCCUGGUUGCUGUUCAUUCUUCGACUCGGGAUGAGAGUAAGAAUAGCUGUUCAAAGCUUACUCAUGGAGAAGACAUUCGUACUCAGUAAAUCAGCUUUACACAACAAUAAAGUGGGAAACAUUAUAAACUUGAUGUCAAAUGAUGUAACCAAAUUUGAUGAGUGUGCCAUGUAUGCUCAUUCUGUUUUCAUGGCUCCCCUUGAAGCCCUCGUCAUUUCAAUUAUACUCUUCUAUAGUCUUGGUUAUCCAUAUGUCAUUGGUCUCAUUUUAUUGAUAUCCUUUGUACCAUUACAAGCAUAUAUCGGCAAGUCCUUUGGUGCUGUUAGACGAGUCACUGCUAGAUGGACUGACCAAAGAAUCAAGUUAAUGGGAGAAAUUAUUGGAGGAAUGAAGGUUAUCAAACUGUAUGCUUGGGAAAAGCCUUUUGCUGAUAUGGUUGCCAAAAUACGAAAAUCCGAAAUUAUGCAAAUUCGUAAAUCAUUCAUACUGAGGGCAAUUAAUUUCACACUGAUGUUUGUAACAACAAAAACUAUCCUUUUUGCUGUUUUUAUAACUUAUGUGUUAACUGGACACAAUUUAACCGCUAAAAACGUUUUCGUAACUCAAGCCUUUUUCAAUUCACUCCGACUCUCAUUGACUAACCUAUUUCCUCAAGGCGUUUCAAAUAUAUCGGAAGCACUGGUGUCAUGUAGACGUCUAACUGACUUCUUGUUGCUUGAAGAGAAAAAAGCAUUGGAUUUAACCUCCAACAGUGCACAAAGAUCUUUUAGUAUUAAAGAUAGAAAUAAGAAGUACCUUAAAUUGAGUAAUUUAGUCGCAACAUGGGACUCAAGUGAUGAAGAACCUACUCUCGAUGGAAUUUCGAUGAACGUACAAAGUGGAGAAUUGGCUUUAGUAGUUGGUUCUGUUGGCACAGGAAAAUCAUCUUUACUUCUGGCAAUUAUGAAAGAGAUAAUAAUCAAAAGUGGGUCUAUCGAUGUAAACGGCACAUUAUCAUAUGCAUCACAAGAAUCAUGGACUUGGAAUGCCUCUAUUCGUGAUAAUAUUACUUUUGGCCAAGAAUUUGAUGAAAAAAGAUACAAAAAAGUUCUUGAAGUUACAGCUCUUCAACGUGAUGUUGAUAUACUACCAUAUGGUGAUAAAACGCUGGUCGGUGAAAGAGGAGUGGGUUUGAGUGGAGGUCAACGAGCAAGAGUCAAUCUCGCAAGAUCUAUUUAUCGAGAUGCUGAUAUCUACUUAUUCGAUGAUCCCUUGAGUGCCGUCGAUGCCAGUGUAGCAGCAACAAUCUUCCAAAAGUGUUUCAAAGAAUUUCUCAAAGAGAAGGUCGUAAUUUUAGUUACACACCAAAUACAAUUUUUAAGAAAUGCUGAUAAAGUUUUAUUUAUAUCAGAAGAUAAAUCAAUAUUUUACGACAAUAUAUCAGAUCUUGAUCAAGGGCCUAUGGAUCUUGGUUUAGCACUGAGUCAAAACUUACCAGGAAAAGGUGCUUCAGCUAAACCAGUGCAAGAAAGAAAGAAACUUGAAAGAUCUGAUUCGUCUGUUUCAACAGUGUCAGUAGCAUCAGAAAUUGCAGAUUCAUUUGAUGAUCAAGUUAUUCUUGAUGAACCUCGAAUUGCUGAAGAAACAAAAAAAUCUGGUGGAGUUGAUUCUUGGGUCUAUUGGGCAUACAUUAAAGCUGGAGCUAAUAGUAUUCUAAUCAUUACUUGCGUGAUUUUAAACUUUCUUUCACAAAUUCUGUUCAAUGGAACUGAUCUUUGGUUAUCUAAAUGGACAAACGAGGUUCAAUUUCAAACAAUAAUCACUGAUGGAACCAUAAAUGAAUAUUCAAAUAACACAAAUCAAACAACCACCGAUAGUAAUCAAAAUAUAGACAUAUCUUUCAACUCGAUUAUUUAUUCGGCUUUCAUUGUUUCUCUUCUCAUAACUACUUUGGCUCGUUCACUGAUCUUCUUCUACAUGUGCAAUCGAUCAUCAAUCAAUUUGCACAAUUCAAUCUUCUUUAGAGUCUUACGAUCUCCGAUGGCUUUAUUCGAAAGUCAACCGAUUGGUCGAAUAUUGAAUCGUUUUUCUCGAGAUCUGGGAAUUAUUGACGAGCUUCUUCCUCUCAAUGCUUAUACGUUGUUAAUGACAUCAUUCCAAGUGGCAGGAAUUUUAAUAACUGUUGGUUAUGUUUCAUGGUACCUCAUCUUCCCUGCAAUCAUACUUUUAAUACUCGCAUGUACAUGGCGAACUAUUUAUAUCCCUACUGGACAAGCGAUUAAACGACUUGAAGGAGUCACUCGUAGUCCAGUUUAUUCUCACAUCUCAACUACAAUUGACGGUUUACCAACAAUUCGAGCUUUUGGAACGGAAGGAAUGUUCACUGAUCAAUUUCGAGUGAUUUUGAACAAUCAUUCAGCAACUUGGUUCCUUUUUCUUUGUGCCUCUCGAACUCUUGGCAUGUUAAUUGAUUGGACAUGUGUUUUUUAUACGACAAUAACAACUUUUGCGCUCAUCGCUUCAGCGAACUUGAUUCCUGCUGGCGAUGCUGGUAUGGCUUUAUCCAAUGCCUUUGGGUUGAUGGGAUUAAUGCAAUAUUUCAUCCGACAGUCAACUGAGUUUGAAAGUCAAAUGACCUCAGUCGAACGUAUUGUUGAAUACACAACUUUACCUUUGGAAGCUGAAUUAGAAACUGAAAAGAGGCCACCACCAGAAUGGCCAACUAAGGGAUUAAUCAAAUUUGACCAUUUAACUCUUCAAUAUCCAACAGCGCCUAAACCCACACUUGAAAAUAUAACAAUAACCAUUCACUCUGGUGAGAAAAUUGGUGUUGUUGGAAGAACUGGAGCUGGAAAAAGUUCACUUUUAUCAUGUCUAUUCCGAAUUGUUGAAUUCGAUGGUUCCCUUGAAAUCGAUGGAAUUAAUAUUCAAGAAAUUGGUCUUCAUGAUUUAAGGAGAAAAGUAUCGAUCAUUCCUCAAGAACCAAUUUUAUUUGCUGGAACUGUUCGAACCAACUUAGACCCAUUUACUGAACAUAAAGAUGCUGAAUUGUGGGAAGCUCUUGAUGAUGUUCAACUAAAGGAAACUGUUUUGGAGUUACAUGAUCAUCUUGAUCAUGAGAUUCUGGAAGGUGGAUCAAACUUUUCUGUUGGACAGAGACAACUGAUUUGUCUGGCACGAGCUUUACUUCGUAAUAAUAAGGUUUUAGUUAUUGAUGAAGCAACAGCAAAUGUAGAUCACAAAACAGAUUCACUUAUUCAGAAUACAAUUCGAACUAAAUUUUCUCAUUGUACUGUGUUGACGAUUGCUCAUCGACUGAACACAAUUAUCGACUCUAGUCGUGUUCUUGUUCUUGAUGCUGGUAAAGUCGAAGAAUUUGAAGUUCCAUAUAAUCUGCUUCAGAGAAAAACUUCUCUUUUCUCUAAACUUGUAGCUCAAACUGGUAAAUCUAUGAGUGCAAGGCUGUACAAAAUGGCAGCGGAGGCUUACUCUGGAAAUGUAUUGAGUGAACAUCACGAAGAGAAUCAUAAUGAAAAUGAUGAAAAUGAUGAAAAUAACUGAUAGUUUCUGAAUUCGUAAAUUCGUAGUUCUUUAGUUAUUUUCUCAUUUCAAUUAAUUAACGAUCACAACAUAAAAUCAAGUCAACCAAAAAAUCAUUGAGUAGCCAUUGCAUAUACCAUAGAUUGUAGAUAGAUCAAUUGAAAUAAUAAACGUAUUUAUUCAAUCAAA
This is a messenger RNA of Tetranychus urticae (two-spotted spider mite), 4400 nucleotides long. RefSeq names its product ATP-binding cassette sub-family C member 4-like. Gene Ontology annotation, cellular component: membrane. The record is from RefSeq and is a predicted model, not a curated record. Gene Ontology annotation, biological process: transmembrane transport. Gene Ontology annotation, molecular function: ATP hydrolysis activity; ATP binding; ABC-type transporter activity. Lineage: Eukaryota; Metazoa; Arthropoda; Arachnida; Trombidiformes; Tetranychidae.